AUGUCCUUACUUUGCAGUCGUAUCUUAUCCAAGCAAUAUGUUUUUGUCCAUCGUCUGAACACCUUCCGAGAGCUUCUUCGUGGAGGAGCUACGUAUGAGCUUAGUGGAUUUGAUGUUACUAGAAGCAACAAUCAUUUCAAGCUUUGUGAUUAUGUUGUGUCUAUCUGGCUGAACGAGUUUAAAAAGAUGGUUGAAGUACCCGCAGUUGCUCCAAUUCCUACAGAGCUGUUCAGGUUCCGAUCUCUUGAGGAACUCAUGGCAUUAGCUAACACUAACGUUCAUCUGCCAGCUGAGCCACUCCACAAGAGGCUGGAGGCUUGUGUUGUCCAACCUAAAGUGAUGGUGGCUAUGAGCAUCAAUCCUAAGUUUCUAGGAGGUGAGUAG
Messenger RNA from Eruca vesicaria subsp. sativa (arugula), 384 nucleotides. The record is from the annotation of a GenBank genome assembly. Lineage: Eukaryota; Viridiplantae; Streptophyta; Magnoliopsida; Brassicales; Brassicaceae.